Octodon degus (degu) is the source of this 1797-nucleotide messenger RNA. RefSeq names its product thioredoxin like 4B (gene Txnl4b). The record is from RefSeq and is a predicted model, not a curated record. NCBI's taxonomy places the organism in Eukaryota, Metazoa, Chordata, Mammalia, Rodentia, Octodontidae. Gene Ontology annotation, biological process: mRNA splicing, via spliceosome. Gene Ontology annotation, cellular component: U5 snRNP; spliceosomal complex; U4/U6 x U5 tri-snRNP complex. Bases 198 to 647 code for a protein of 149 amino acids. The transcript is spliced from 4 exons.
CCAGCAAGAGUUGCCAGGCAACAGCCCUGGAUUACUUCGGAUUAAACUCGCUCCACAGUUUGGAAGGGAGGACGCGGGCUGCCAGCGCACUGGCAGUUCCAGAAGGCUGAGAGCCUUGAAGUGAAGGUGCCUUGGACAAGGUGUGUCCCAGGAAGGAGCGUGGAGUUGGAUUACUUGAACAUUUGAAUUAUUGGAAGAUGAGCUUCCUGUUGCCCAAACUGACAAGCAAAAAGGAAGUAGACCAGGCAAUAAAAAGUACCGCCGAGAAAGUGUUGGUUCUCAGGUUUGGGAGAGACGAAGAUCCUGUCUGUCUGCAGCUAGAUGACAUUCUUUCUAAGACCGCUCCUGACCUGAGUAGAAUGGCCGCUAUCUACCUGGUAGAUGUGGCAGAUGCUCCAGUUUACACGCAGUAUUUUGACAUCAGUUAUAUUCCAUCUACUGUAUUUUUCUUCAAUGGGCAGCAUAUGAAAGUGGAUUAUGGGUCUCCAGAUCACACCAAGUUUGUGGGAAGUUUCAAAACUAAACAAGACUUCAUAGAUCUGAUUGAAGUAAUCUAUCGAGGAGCAAUGAGGGGAAAGCUCAUCGUGCAGAGUCCUAUCGAUCCCAAGAAUAUCCCCAAAUAUGAUCUUCUCUAUCAAGACAUUUAGCACAUCAGCUGCUGUUGGAGAAGGAAAGAGAGGCGCGUGGUGAGACAGUACCUGCAUCCAGCUGUGCUAUUUUCUGGAGUCCCCCAGAAAGGUGGGCAGUGCCCCAGCAGAGGCAGGUUUGUCUUGUCUGUAAAAUGCCUGUCCCCUGGGCGAAGGCCCGCCAGUGCCCCGGCGGUCGGGGUCCCAGCCUGUCUGCCCCCGCAAGCCUCGGAUCAGUCAGGCCACCUGCUCAGUUUCCCCAGGGUGACUUUUUCUAGCUUCCCUUUCAUACCAUGCUUUCACUUACCCCAUAAGAUAAUACAGAAGCCUAAACAGAGGCCAGGAAAGGUGAACUGUCUGUCUGAUGUACAAGUAAAUGAAGAGUCCUAUGAAAGCAGAAGUAUUUCUUUUCUCCCUAGACACGCAUGGGUGUCGCACAUACCCUCUCGCCUGUCCCCUUCAUAUCCCUAAUGCUCCCCCAUCUCCAGGCCCUGCUCCCCAGUUUCUCUCAGAAAUUCCCCACUGUUCCAAGCGACUUCAUUUCAUUUUGGAGCCUUUCUAACUCAGGCUUUGAAAAUACUGCCUUUGUCAGCCCAUUUAACCAGCUUCUGUGAUAUUCAGUCUGUCAGGAAUUAAGACCUUGGCCUCCACCGUCCAGCACCCACCUUGAGCAAAACAAAGACAUAACAUGCUUGGUAAGAAGCCCCUCCCUUCCUGAAGUCAGAGUUGCUACUUCUCUCUGAGGCAGAAAGUUGUAUUUCAAGCACUUGAGAUGCAAAGAGGUCAGCAUUGUUCAAAACAAAUAACAUUUUUACAAGACUUGCCAGGUUUAGUGACUGUAUACGAAGACCUCUUGCUCUCCACAGUCCUCCUGCAAACUUGCCAACUCACUGCUUUUCUCACAGCCGUUGGAGCUGAGGUCCCAAUAAGAGGGUGGCAGCUGCACUGCAGGGAGUGGGCCAGGCAGCUUGGGAGCUGUGGGCAGCCAUCGGCCUCUGUGCCAGGUGCCGCUUCUUAGGGAUGUGCCGCAGGCAGUGGUGACCCUGAGAGGUGGUUCAGGCUGCUGUGGCGCGGAAGAAAGGCUGCUGGCGGCUUUUUGUGUCCUAUGUUGAUAAAAGGAGGGAGGCAUUCUUCAGGAAUAAAACAAAAGUACCUCUCUUCUCUGCCCCUA